CCGCUUAUCCUCGACACGACACUACUGUGCGAGACGUGUCACCAAGGGGUUGCGCGGCCUGGCAAUCGCGCCUGCGCAAACACGCGCCCUCCGAUGAGCCUUCCGCACGGUUGAGCAUUUCCACCAUUCAGAAUCGAUGAUGUCACGAAGCGGAGCCAGCAUCCCCACUGGCCGUGUCGAGGUAGGCUGGUGGUGGCAACGUUACCCUCGCCCAUUGGUCCGGCGUACUCGAGGUACCAACACGAAUCGCAGGGUCGCCAGCACACGACCCAACGAGAGUCCGCAAGUCGUUGCGUGCCAGUCCGUGCGUGUGCUUUUACCUAAUAAUAUUUCCACGGCCAGCGGUGCCCGCUAGUGCCCGCUUCUAUCGUCUAGCCUCCCUUCUUUCUUCCACGCUCUCCUAUCUCUCUCUAUCUUUCUUCUUCUAUUUCUCUCCGCGCACCGGCUCUCUCCGUCGAGAGAGAGAGCCAAGGCAAGCAGAAGAAUCACGCUGCAGAGCAGCACGUGUGCUGCGCUCGUGCGGAUCGUGCGCCGGAGCCACCCCCAUGGUGCGUUUACCUGCGUAUUCGCGCUAAACUUGUUCGACGCGAUUUUAUUCUCAAUCCACGACUCGGUUCGAUCCGUGGCCAGUGUAUGGGACACGUAUUUUUUUCCCCCUUUUCUUUUUUUACAGAGACUCGUUGACGAUUGUUCGUUAAGUUAUUUUUUCAAUUUCUCGGACUCUGCCGGGGUGUUCUACCACGUGACUACGCGAUUGUUUAACAGUGUGCAAAGGAGAGUGACUGUAGCGACACACGCUGUUGCCUUCGUUCCGUGAAAAUUGUGAAGAAGUAUCUGCGCCAGUGAUCGCCGGUGGUGCUCGGUCCAGGAAACCGACCGAGGAAACGGCGGCGGCCGACGGCAGCUUUUGUGACCGGAAGUGCCUAAAAGCCCGAAGAUUCUGCCGUCGCAGCAACUGGGCGCUGCGGUCGCUCCAUGGCCGGGCGCCACCGGCCUCCUAGCAUCUGUCACCGCUGACGAUAUGGCACACAAAGGCCACAGCGGAGUGAAUCAGCUCGGGGGUGUGUUCGUCGGCGGUAGACCGCUUCCAGAUUCAACGAGGCAAAAGAUCGUCGAGCUAGCGCAUUCUGGCGCUCGACCAUGCGACAUUUCCAGGAUCCUGCAGGUCAGCAAUGGUUGCGUCUCAAAGAUUCUCGGAAGCAGGUACUAUGAGACCGGUUCUAUAAGGCCCAGAGCAAUCGGUGGCAGUAAACCGCGCGUAGCCACAGCGGAAGUUGUGAACAAGAUCUCACUCUACAAAAGCGAGUGUCCUUCCAUUUUUGCGUGGGAGAUCAGGGAUCGUUUGCUUCAAGAAGGUGUCUGUACGAACGAUAACAUUCCUAGUGUGUCGUCCAUCAAUAGGGUACUGAGAAAUUUAGCGGCACAGAAGGAGCAACGGCAGCAACAGCAACAACAACAGCAAGGGGUAGCUGGCGUUGGCGUAGGGGUUGGUGCUGGCAGUCCCGCAGAAAGCGUUUACGACAAACUGAGGCUACUGAAUGGCCAGACAACUGGUUGGCCCAGGCCGAAUCCAUGGUAUCCAUCGGGAGCUGGCAGUCCAUUUCCAUCGUUGCAACCUAGUUUAAGCCCGAGUCACUGUACAGCCCUGCCACCGGAUCCUGCGGACAUUCUGCACGCGAAAAAAGUGGCAGAGCUCGAAGGUGGAGCACACUCGGACGAGACGAACAGCGGCGGCGACAACAGCAACGCCGGAAGUGUGUCUGGAGGUACGGACGACGAUCAGGCGCGUCUCCGUUUAAAAAGGAAGCUUCAAAGGAAUCGUACAAGUUUCAGUAACGAACAGAUCGACGCGCUCGAGAAGGAAUUCGAGAGAACCCAUUACCCGGACGUUUUCGCCAGGGAGAGACUGGCCGGGAAGAUCGGUCUACCGGAAGCACGAAUACAGGUCUGGUUUUCGAAUCGGCGAGCGAAGUGGCGGCGCGAAGAGAAAUUGCGCACGCAACGGAGGGACAACCCGCAACACCAGCAGCAACAACAGCAACAACAGCAACAGCAGCAGCAACAGUCGCAGCAACAGCAACAACACACAGGUGGGGUAAGCUUGGUCGGUGCUGGUCAUCCGACUCCACCACCAGCCUCGGGUAUUUUGGCUGGUCAACCACCACCACAAGCACCGCCCUCUCCCCCUAGGAUACAUCAUGGUUUCGCACCCACCGCCGUUUAUCCUGGGAUACCCAGCAUGCCUGACUCGUACAGCCCCAUGACAUCCAUGCCGAGCUUCACAAUGUCCGGUAGCAGCCAACAGAACCAGCACACAACCAGCAGCAUGUCCUCUCUGUCGACCGGAGGUGGAAUGGGUCCUAUGGGUAUGACCGUAGGUAUGACAGUGGGUCCCAGUCCCGGUGCCUGUCUUCAACAACGGGACAACGGCUAUUCCUGCGGUGUUGCUCGUCCUCCGAGUUACGAACCUCUGCAUCUUGGGUACGGGGCACGACCCACCUGCAGCCCCACUCAACCAUACCACGCCGCGGGCCUGAAUCAGUACAAUCAGAACACCAGCUCGACCGGUUUGAUAUCACCGGGUGUCAGCGUUCCAAUCGCUGUACCAGGACAACCAGCACCAGACAUGGCAGCCCAAUAUUGGUCCCCCAGGCUCCAGUGACCGUGGUGGUCAUCGGUAUCGACAUCCUCUCCAUAGACUUGAGCUUCUUUCACUUACGUUAGUUGACAAACGUUAGAUACAGGAAAACGCAAGGAGAAGACGUUCGAAAUCGAUGAAAGAUAGUUAGUUUUUGAUAAAGUUCGAAACCUUUUAAAGAAGAAGGAAGGCGAUAAUGAUGAUGAUAUUAGGAGACAUUCGUAUGAUAGGGUGUCAAGCUUGACACAAGAUAUCGCAUGUACAGGGUGUCUCAAGAAAGAAAAAUAUACAUCGUGAAAAAUAUGAA
Molecule: messenger RNA, 2945 nt
Organism: Osmia bicornis bicornis
Lineage: Eukaryota; Metazoa; Arthropoda; Insecta; Hymenoptera; Megachilidae
Product: paired box protein Pax-6-like
Exons: 11
Coding region: 1022-2662 (546 amino acids)
Biological process (GO): anatomical structure development; regulation of transcription by RNA polymerase II
Molecular function (GO): RNA polymerase II cis-regulatory region sequence-specific DNA binding; DNA-binding transcription factor activity, RNA polymerase II-specific
Source: RefSeq, a predicted model, not a curated record